AUGGAGAAAUUGAAUCGAAAAUGGAUGUAUGAGAGAUUAGAAGGUCGACUACUAAGAAAGGAGUUCACAAUUGGCGUGCGAGGGUUUAUUGAUUUUGCUAAACAACAUCGUGAUUUUCAAGAAUCUUCCAAGAUCAGAUGCCCUUGUUCAAAGUGUAAAAAUGUUCCUUUUUUAGAUGUUGAAAGUGUAAGACAGCAUUUGUAUAAAAAAGGAUUUCUUAAUGACUACUACGAAUUUGUUUGUCAUGGAGAGGAUUUUGAUUCUUUAAAAGUAUCAGAUGAGCCAUCGGAUCCGUAUGUUGACAUGAUUAUUGAUGCAUUUGGUCAAGUUGAUGGUGAUCCAAUGCAUGAAGAUAUUCGGAAUGUUGAUGAAGAACCUAAUCCUCAAGUUAAGAAGUUUUUUGAGAUGUUAGCGGCCGCACAAAAACCAUUGUAUGAAGGAAGUCGAUUAUCUGUUUUAGAGAUGGCUUCAAGGAUUACGAGCUUGAAGUGUGAAUACAACUUGCCCCAUAGAUGUGUCGAUAGAAUUUCAUCGCUCAUUAGUGAAGUAAUUCCUGAUGAGAAUUCAAUGUCCAAGACGUACUAUGACACUAAAAAAGUGGUAAAGGGCCUUGAACUUCCUCAUGAGAAGAUACAUGCAUGCCCUAAAGGAUGCAUGUUAUUUUGGAAGGAUAAAGCUCACCUUGAAAAGUGUUCGAAAUGCGGGGGGGGGGGGGGGGAGCGUUAUAAGAAGACUUCUCGUGGAAAAUGUGUGCCGGCUAAAGUGUUAUUCUACUUCCCGAUCGCGCCAAGAUUGCAAAGGCUCUAUGCGACCAAAGACCUUGCACAUGAAAUGCAGUGGCAUUCACAAAAUCCUAGGGUAAGUGGAACACUUGCUCAUCCAAGUGAUAGUGAAGCAUGGAAACAUCUUGAUAACACAUACAAGGAUUUUGCAAGUGAGCCUCGUAAUGUUAGAUUGGGUCUAUGCACAGAUGGUUUCUCAGCACAUGGAAAAUUUGGAAGGCAAUAUUCUUGUUGGCCUGUAAUUGUUACCCCAUAUAACUUGCCUCCAUGGCUAUGUAUGAAGAAGCCGUUUAUGUUUUUAUCCUUGCUCAUUCCGGGUCCUAAAAAUCCAAAAGGGAACUUGGAUGUGUACAUGCAACCCUUGAUUGACGAAUUGAAAUCUUUAUGGGAAGUAGGUACAAUGACAUAUGAUGUAUCCACAAAGCAAAAUUUCAAGUUACGAGCUGCCCUUUUAUGGACGGUUAGUGACUUUCCUGCGUUUGGGAUGUUAUCUGGUUAG
Chenopodium quinoa (quinoa) is the source of this 1281-nucleotide messenger RNA. RefSeq lists its product as uncharacterized. Lineage: Eukaryota; Viridiplantae; Streptophyta; Magnoliopsida; Caryophyllales; Amaranthaceae. Bases 1 to 1281 code for a protein of 426 amino acids. The transcript has a single exon. The record is from RefSeq and is a predicted model, not a curated record.